AUGGGGCCUAAAAAAUCACCCACCAAACCCACGACGGGGAGACGUUCGUGGUAUAAACCGGAAUUUGUUUCAUCCCCGGUUCACAGCCCAGUAAAGAUUGGAGCACGACCUAGUCUGCACGCACAACACGCUGCAACGCCAAACACUCAGAGGCAACAGCCAGGUGGAACGGCAUCCCCAACUCCUUCCCAUCCACUCCGUAAUAACUUCAACACCCGACCGGCUCCCGCCCGACCGACUCCCCCGGUUCAGCAGUCUAUCGGCCCACCUUCUCUUGGUUUGAGGCGGCUGCAAGAAGCUGCAGCAAAAGCCAAGGCUGAACUGCUUGCUGAGCAAGCUGUUGCCAGCCAACGCAUCACAUCUGUGCUAGAUCCGAAUUUGUUGCACAGCAAUCCACAACCUCGGACUGUUACGCCAACACCUCAGAUUGUCAAGCCAACACCUCAGAUUGUCAAGCCAACACCCCAAACCGUCAAGCCAGCACCCCAGAGUGUCAAGCCAACACUCCAGACUCUUAAGCCAGCACUCCCAAUUACUACUACUCGACCACCACCUGCCGUCAAGCCACCAUCCCCUCCUAGGCCACCAUCACCGACCACCUCUUGGCCCCACCCGACUGUAGACCCGGUGCCGGUUCCCCCUACCACUGUCAGCAUCCCAGGUGGUUCUAGUACUCAGGGUCCGCGGACAAAGCCUCCGAUCAAGCCAAUCCUCAAGAACCGUCCUACUAGUAAUCAACCAACUGCCCGCCACGCGAUCCAGCAGCUGCAGUUAUCGGCUUGGUGA
Molecule: messenger RNA, 786 nt
Organism: Podospora pseudocomata
Lineage: Eukaryota; Fungi; Ascomycota; Sordariomycetes; Sordariales; Podosporaceae
Source: RefSeq, a predicted model, not a curated record